Nerophis lumbriciformis (worm pipefish) is the source of this 2930-nucleotide messenger RNA. RefSeq names its product delta-type opioid receptor-like. The record is from RefSeq and is a predicted model, not a curated record. Lineage: Eukaryota; Metazoa; Chordata; Actinopteri; Syngnathiformes; Syngnathidae. Gene Ontology annotation, biological process: sensory perception of pain; G protein-coupled opioid receptor signaling pathway; neuropeptide signaling pathway. Gene Ontology annotation, molecular function: neuropeptide binding; dynorphin receptor activity. Gene Ontology annotation, cellular component: neuron projection; plasma membrane.
GUGAUGCUUUACAGAGAGUAAAUGGGACAAUGAAAACGGAGGAUCAGGACAACCUAAAAUCAUCAGCCUCGGAGGUUGGGUCUUGGGCACAGUUGGGUGUUCCAACAGGACAAUGACCCCAAACACACAUCAAAAGUGGUAAAGGAAUGGCUAAAUCAGACUAGAAUGAAGGUUUUAGGAUGGCCUUCCCAAAGUCCUGACUUAAACAUGUGCACAAUGCUGAAGAAACAAGUAAAUGUCAGAAAACCCAAUAAAUUUAGCUGAACUGCACAAAUUUUGUCAAGAGGAGUGGUCAAAAAGUCAAGCAGAAGCUUGUGGAUGGCUACCAAAAGCGCCUUAUUGCAGUGAAACUUGCCAAGGGACAUGUAAGCAAAUAUUAACAUUGCUGUAUGUAUACUUUUGACCCAGCACAUUUGCUCACAUUUUCAGUAGACCCAUAAUAAAUUCAUAAAAGAAGCAAACUUCAUGAAUGUUUUUUGUGAGUUGUAGAAAUGAUUGGAAAGUCAAGACAGCCAUGACAUUAUGUUCUUUACAAGUGUAUGUAAACUUUUGACCACCACUGUAUAUAAAUGUAUGUGUGAUGUUACAUGUUGACAGAUGUAAGAAGUGCAAAACAGAAUUCAAGGUAAAAAAUUGCUCGGGUGGACGUUGACGUCAGGAAGCAUUUUGGGCCGCCUCACUUUCAGGUGAAGACCGAUCAAUGUUGGGAGCAAAGAUAUCUUUUAACGCUGAAAAAAAGGUGAUCCGUGGUCACGUUUCCAAGGGAGCGCUCGCUAAAGUGAUUUCCAAUCCAGGUGUGGAAUAAAAGGUAAGAGUGGAGGGUUCCACAGGGAGGGCCAAUAACAGCAUGUAAUUGUUACACCUGGUCCUCCGUGUAAUCCCACAGUACACAACACCUGAGGUGCGGCCUGCGUGCGUCACCUGUGCCAGUUGGGAACAUGGCAGCAGUGCAACAAUCAACUGCUUUGCACUCAGCUGGGAGCCUCCUUAAUUAGGCCAGAUGAUUCCAAAACAUGUGACCUGCAAACAUGUGACCCGCUGGCUUCUUGUGACGGAGCAGCUACAGCAGCAGCACCAGCAGAAGCAGCAGGCGUUGGAGGCGUUGCCGGGCGUGUUGGCCAUCCUGUGGCGGGCCUGCAGGACGCUGGCGGCGGCUUCCUGGUGGACCUGCAUCUGUCUCUUUCGCAUCGCCAGCCAUGCAUGGACUGCAAAAGCGGGAAAAUGAAGGCCCUGUCAUGGAGGAACAUCUUGGCGGUAAUGAGCUGCAUGGAACCUUCCUCAGGGAUCGCUAAUGAGGCGCCGUGUUCGCCUCACAGGAAACCAGCAUGCGCCGGAACCUUCCGUGAUGAAGAAACACCACCCACCCCCCCAUCAUGGGAAUAUUCAACAUCCUUUGAAAAGAAGACACACAUCAAGUUCUCUUUGAUUUCCCGCUCAUUCCGUAUUGCGUGGACUCCAGCAGGCAGCGUCCAAGAUGGACAACGAGAUGUUCCCAGAAGACAACAAGGCGGGAGACGCGUGUUCCCUCAAUUCUUCUUCAUCUUGGUCAGGAUGCAACGUGACCCACGAGGAGGGCUGGGAGCAGGAGAGUCUGUCCCCCAUCAUCCCCAUCAUCACCGCCCUCUACUCGCUGGUCUUUGUGGUGGGCUUGCUGGGGAACUGCCUGGUCAUGUACACCAAGAUGAAGACGGCCACCAACAUCUACAUCUUCAACCUGGCGCUGGCCGACGCCCUGGUCACCACCACCAUGCCCUUCCAGAGCACCGACUACCUGCUCAACACCUGGCCCUUCGGCCAGGCCGUGUGCAAGGUCUUCAUCGCCAUCGACUACUACAACAUGUUCACCAGCAUCUUCACGCUCACCAUGAUGAGCGUGGACCGCUACGUGGCCGUCUGCCAUCCCGUCAAGGCGCUGGACUUCCGCACGCCCGCCAAGGCCAAGGCCAUCAACGUGUGCGUCUGGUUCCUGUCCUCCGCCGCCGGGAUCCCCGCUCUGGUCCUGGGCGGCACGCAGACCAGCGGCGGUAUCACAGAGUGCGCCUUACAGUUCCCAGAGCCGUACGUCUACUGGGACACCCUGAUGAAGGUCUGCGUCUUCGUCUUUGGGUUCGUGGUGCCGGUGCUGAUCAUCACCGUGUGCUACUCGCUCAUGGUCCUGCGCCUCAAGAGCGUGCGAAUGCUGUCGGGCUCGCGGGUGAAGGACCGGAACCUGCGCCGCAUCACCCGCCUGGUGGUGGUGGUGGUGGCCGUCUUCGUGGUGUGCUGGACGCCCAUCCACAUCUUCAUCCUGGUCAAGGCGCUGGUGCGCGUGCCCGAGACUACCGCCAUCAUGGCCGCCUACUUCUUCUGCGUGGCGCUGGGCUACACCAACAGCAGCCUGAACCCGGUCCUCUACGCCUUCCUGGACGAGAACUUCAAGCGCUGCUUCAAGGACUUCUGCCUGUCGGCCAGGAUGAGGCGCGAGAGAGCGGCGGGGACCAGGAGGGCGCUUGAAGUGGUGCGGGAGGCCCAGGUGCCGCUGCGGAACCCGGACCAGAACAGUAAGCCGGCAUGACUAGCCGUGGAACUGUCUUCGGUUUCUCACGGCGGGAAAGAAGACUCCCGAGACCUUGGACUCACCCACGUCACGUCCACCUUGUAGACCAGGUCUUCACCUGGAGGACAUUUUCUUCAGAAACUGAAUUAUUGAUGCUCUCUUUCCUUCAAGACCUCUUCAUUGAAUUCUUGGUCUGCUCACAUUUGGCAAAGGGCUACAACGUUACACACUACACUACACAAGUUACACACUACACUACACGUGUUACACACUGCACUACACAAGUUACACACUACACUACACUACACAAGUUUCACAAUACACUGUAUGUUACACACUACAUUAUACAAGUUACACACUAUGGUGUAAGGGUUACACACUACAUUAUACAAGU